Xiphophorus hellerii (green swordtail) is the source of this 9038-nucleotide messenger RNA. It is a transcript of the gene musk, whose product is annotated as muscle, skeletal, receptor tyrosine kinase. NCBI's taxonomy places the organism in Eukaryota, Metazoa, Chordata, Actinopteri, Cyprinodontiformes, Poeciliidae. The transcript is spliced from 17 exons. Gene Ontology annotation, cellular component: plasma membrane; signaling receptor complex. Gene Ontology annotation, biological process: positive regulation of kinase activity; protein phosphorylation; cell surface receptor protein tyrosine kinase signaling pathway. The record is from RefSeq and is a predicted model, not a curated record. Gene Ontology annotation, molecular function: transmembrane receptor protein tyrosine kinase activity; Wnt-protein binding; ATP binding. The coding region runs from base 3409 to 6321 and encodes 970 amino acids.
CAGGACAGCGGCUCUUGAGGACUGGAGUUUGACACCCCUGGCUUGUGCCAUGCUAGAGGCAUGGCUUCUUUGGAAUAGUUGCUUUAAAACAACUUUUCUAUUAUAUUUCAAAGACACUUCCCUUUUUCCGUCAUCCCUUUGUUACUAGGUAGCGUACAACAUUACGGUAUAACAAUUAUGUCUUCAGAGAAUUUAGCGAGUACUCAGUUUUAAACUGGCAAUUUGUGUUUCUAUACAGCAAAGUUUAGAAUGUACAGAAAUGAUUAAGGCACUUUCUGAAACUUACCAGCACUUUUGAAACGUCUUUGCAAACCUUUCAGAAUGUACAGUUCACUUUCUCCCAACUUACCAGAGUCUGAAUUCUCAAAGUCAAAGAAUAAUUUAUUCGGCCAGCUGCAGAAAGAAACUUUGAGCAAGGAGACAACAUAAACUGCUGUCUUAGUGAGGAUGUGUGAUUGACUGUUGCUAUGCAUAAUGCUAUCCUCCAGGGACUGUGAUUGGUUGAUGCUCAAAACAAAAUAACAUAAAAAAACACGCCCUCACUAGAUAAUUGAAAGAAGUUAACUGAUCCUACAUUGACAGGAUUAAGAAAAGUGUGUCACAAUGAUGAAGCUAUGCAAUAUCUAAUUAUUUGCCACACAACAUCAACAUGUUUGAUCACAGAUUAUUUUCAUCCUUGUCUUUACUUUUGAUUUUCCAGAACUUCUCGCCAUUUUACAAAGCCAUCUAUUUGAUAUUAAUGUGGACAUUCAGCUGUCAGUAAUUUAUUGUGUUUGCCUGCUUGUAAAAAGUUGUUUGAUCUGACAAAGCAAGUAACAUAAAAUGGGGAAGUAAAGGAUGUGAAACCAAACAGGACAAAGGCAGCUGCUGGCAGAGCUAUAUCCAUUUUACAGAAUAUCUUUCUCGUCUUCCCUUCUUAAGACACUGUUAGGUUUGCUAAAAGUUCUUCUCACUGCUCCGACGACGUGUCACUAUAGGAGCUCUCCUAAGGUCUAAGGGGCUUUUAAUGUGUAAGACUUUUCUUAAAAUGAAGUCACCAGGCAUUACUUAUAGUCCAAGAUUUCUUUGUGGGUCCAGGUAUUUUUCCACAACUUAGAGACUGCUUCCAGAAUCUAGAAGGGACUUUCCAGAACCUGCAAGACACUUUCUUGGAACCUUCAUAAAACAUAAAAAGUCUCUCUGCCAGAACUUAUCAAGUACUCUUCGCAAACUUACUGGUCAGUUUUUCAGAAUGUACCAGGUACAUUUCCAUAACUGAGCAGUCAUCAUGUGCCACGUUUUAAAAAGAAGUCUUGAAGUUUUAUCAUAUUCUCGAGCAACCAGUGGGCUUGAGAAUAUGAUAAACUGUUUUGUCUUGGUUUUUCUUAGCUUUGAACUUAGCUUUUUAACUUGUUUUACAACUCUUCUGGGCAUUCUUCCUUCUUUCAUUACACCCUUUUUUCCUUCUUUCUCAUUGAGUCUUUAUGAAAUUGGAUGAACAUUUGUGGAUAUAUAAUUAUCUCCUUUUUAUUUGGACAGUAUUUGAAAUAAGUGUCUUUUUAUACUUUAAAAGAAAGUCCAGGACAGAUCUGACUUGGAACUGAAUGCUGAGUCUCCCUUGAACAGAUCCAUCUGCAAGUGUUAGGCAAGUUUUGGCAAGUAGCUUUUUGGUAAUCAUCUAGUUGCUGCAAAAACACCUGAAGACCUGACAGACAUAGAUCAUGACAAAGUUUGUGUUGUUUGAUAAGUUGUCUGUACAAAGGGCCUGGGCCUCUCGAGGUUACAUUCCUCAGCUUGGGUGCUCCUUAUUUCUCUGCAGUAUUGUGUUGCUUUAACAGAAAAUCAAUUCCUCUAAAACCUUUUAAGUGUAACAAUUGUGCUAAAAUCAAUCACAGUCCAAGUUCCAAACAAAAUCUUUAAAGGAUCUUCAGAAGGCCUGGAAAAGUCUUUUAUUUAACAGCACAGCAUGUACCAUAAAAAAGGACCUUUGACUCACUAAAGACAGUGUUAGAAUUUUGUACAAUAUACAUUAAAAAGUAUUGGUUUUAUAUGUGACCGCUAUUUGAUCAGCAGAGGGAGCCAGAGGAUCUCUAGACAUUCUCGUGAUUUCUAAAGCCAGGGCUUUUAGAGAGGUCAGUUACUUUGUCACUGUGUAUGUUUCUAUUCUGUUUAUUUAGUUCCAGUGCUGCCAUCUUUAAUAUGAUAUGAGAUAUGUUAGUGUCCCUCCCGCCUCCCUUUGUUGGCUUCUUGUAGAAUAACCGAAAAAGAAGCUAAGCUAUCGCUUAGCAGACAGCAUCACCUAGUGGACAAUAAAAAGAAGAACAAACAGGUUUACUUUAAAUAGUUUUCACCAAAUGGGAGGUAUUGCACCAAAUAACAAUUUUUAAUAACUUUUCUCUGAUCUUAGCACGAGUUAUUUACUAAGCAAAUAAAUAUUGCCCAAAUGUGUAAACACAUUUACUUUCCUUUUUAUUGUAAAUAGAUCCUUGUUUAACUGAAAAAUAUUUAUAUGCAUACCCCUUCUAUUUAAAUCAUUUGUAUGGCUUCCACUGGCCAAGACAAACUUCUAUUCUAUUCUAUUCUAUUCUAUUCACAUCUGCUUGCUGCACAUACUGCAUACAAUUACAGUAUUGCAUGCUGAAAUAUCAGAAAAGUAAUUUUUGCCACUGUUUGACAUAUUCUUGAAAUCACAAAUCAUAAGUUAACAUUCCCCUCCACCCCCCCAAAAUACAAAACACCUUAAUGAUGACUUAAAGACACAGACUUCCUGUUGGAGUACAAUAGCUAAGUGCCCUCGAUGCUGGAUGGAUGAGCAGUGAAUGAAGUGAAAUGCCAUUCCUUUCUUAAAAUAAAACAGAAAGUUCAGGCAGACAGGCAACAGGUGGACACAAAGGCUGUCUCCUGGAUUCUGUGUAUCCUGGAUGUGUGCUUUGUUAAGUGGUGAGCUGCAUAACAAUCUUCUGUGAAUACAUGUUUGUAGAAAAUAUCAAUGGUAUGGAUGUCAAAUAGUUUGAUAGCGAUGAUUAGGCACAAUUGUGAUAUGAUUGAAUUUAUAUCCUGCAAUAAAUUUGUUGUGCUUCUGCUAGAUUCCUGACAGGGAACAGAAACAUCCCACUGUGAUUGAUUUUGAAUAAAUAUAAAGUGUCCUGUCAGUGUUGUUGACCACUGCGCCUGCUGUGUUAGGAGCCAUCUGAGCUCAGCAUAGCUGCAAAAUCCCAGUGCCUGUACUUAAGCAGCUGCCACUGUCCAUCACCCAGUUAAAACACACGCAGAGUGACAGAGCUGUCCCAGAGAGAGCUCAUGGUCGUCCCCGGCAAAGAGUGAAGCAACAAGAUCACCUCCUUAUCUGCUGUGGGACGCUAGCUGUCAGUUUGUUAUUUUGCUUCCUCGACCACAUGUUUUACUCGGUUUAAUCGUUUUGGAGCCAAAAUGAAGACUUUGGAGCAAAUAUUUGCCUUUCAUAUGAUUCUGGUCACCUCAGCUUACAGCACACAGAGAGCACCUCGUAUCAUCACUUUACUAGAAACAGUGGAUGUUCUUCUUGAUCACAAUGCCACCUUCAUCUGUGAGGUGGAGUCAAGUCCCAGUGCUUCUAUUACAUGGACCAAAAACAAUCAGCCAAUCAUGUACUAUGACAACCGAUACCUUACCAAGGAGCAGGGCCAGAUGUUGACCAUCCCUCAUGUGAAAGAUUCAGACAACGGAGAGUACUGCUGCAUUGCCAGCAACGGCAUCGGAGAAGCUGCAAAGAGUUGUGGAGCUCUUCAGCUGAAGAUGAAGCCCCAGAUCAAGCGUCAACCUACCAACGUAACUUUACUGAUAGAAUCUAAAGCAGUGCUGCCCUGUGUUACCCUUGGGCAUCCCAAACCAGAUGUCACCUGGCUCAAAGACGAUGAGCUUAUCAAGAUCAGCGACCGCGUCACCAUUCUUGAUUAUGGGGCACUAAAAAUUCAUAGGAUCCAGACGGAGGAUGCUGGGAUGUACCGCUGUGUGGCAAGGAACAGCUUUGGUUUGGCCUUUUCAAAGCCCGUCACCAUUGAAGUACAAACUCCAGCACGACUCCUGCGAGUUCCAAAAGAGAAGAGAGCAGAUUAUGGUAGCCAGAUAACCCUGGAGUGCAAUGCCACUGGAAAUCCUACUCCCACCAUCACCUGGCUGGAAAAUGGGAAUACUGUGUCAGGUGCCUCGGUGGAGGAGACUUUGGAGGGAAAUGUAAUACUCUCCGUUCUUAAAGUAACGGUGACUAAGUCAGCAUUAUACACAUGUGUGGCCUCCAACAGACACAGCGGUGGAGCGAACAAUGUUAAAAAAAGUGCCAGAGUCACUGUUACAGACUGGAGACACCAUCAGCAACAACAGACACCAGGCAGUCAUAAAGGCAUCACAGGCUACUGCAGUGCAUAUCGUGGAGAUGCGUGUCGAACGAAUCUUCGAGACGAUUCUCUGGUUUUCUUCAACUCCUCCCUCUCGGACCCUGAAGGGAUGCAGGAAUACCUGGUUCAGAGCUGGUUGGCCGAGCUGGAAGGCCUCAGCGGACUCUGUAACCCAGCUGCACUCUCACUGCUCUGCCACUCUGCCUUCCCUGACUGCAACCCAUCAGGUGGCUCGGCCCCUAAACCGGUCUGCAGAGAGCACUGCCUGGCAGUGAAGGAGCUCUAUUGCCAUAAGGAGUGGUUGACACUGGAGGGGACUGGUUCAGUUCAGGCUGGACUCUUAAGCUCAGUCACCGGGUCCCAAAUUUUCACUUCACUGCUACCCAACUGUCAGGCCUUACCAAGUCUUCACACUGACCCAUAUGGUUGUACAUAUAUCCCCUUUGUAGAUCUCCAAAAAGAUCAGAUAACAACAACAUGUUAUGAUGGCAGGGGUCGCUUCUACCAAGGCAGUGUGAAUAUCACAAGAUCUGGAAUACAGUGUCAACCGUGGAACAAACAGGUUCCCCACCAGCACCGCCUAUCGGUGGAUGUCAUUCCAGAGCUGAUGAAUUCAAAUAACCACUGUAGGAAUCCUGGAGGAAUCAGUGACAAGCCUUGGUGUUACACCUCAGAUCCUAAUAUACGCUGGGAAUACUGCGCAGUGCCUCAGUGUGGGGAAAUAAUCACAGCACCAGUGAGGAAGCCAGAGCUGACAGCGCCUGAUCAGGUUCCUCGUCCCCCUCCCACCUCGACAUCAUCAUCGCCAGCCUACUCCAUGACUGUCAUCGUUAUUGUCCUAACCUCAAUGGCAACUGCGGUCUUCCUCACAAUUAUCAUCCUUGGCUGUCAUAGGAGGAGAAAGCAGUGGAGGAACAGAAAAAGAAGAGAGAUUGGGACCCCAACACUGAGCGCUCUUCCAUCUGAGCUCUUGUUGGAUCGACUCCAUCCUAAUCCCAUGUACCAGAGAGUUCCUUUGCUCCUGAAUUCAAAGCUGCUGGCCCUCGAGUAUCCCCGCAACAAUAUCCAAUAUGUCAGGGACAUUGGGGAGGGAGCGUUUGGACGUGUUUUUCAGGCCAGAGCACCGGGCCUCCUGCCGACAGAGCCUUUCACAAUGGUGGCUGUGAAGAUGCUGAAAGAGGAAGCCUCAGCUGACAUGCAGAACGACUUCCAGAGGGAGGCGGCGCUCAUGGCCGAAUUCGACCAUCCAAACAUCGUUCGACUGUUGGGUGUCUGUGCUGUGGGUAAGCCGAUGUGUCUGUUGUUUGAAUACAUGGCCCAAGGGGACCUCAAUGAGUUCCUACGUCGCCGAUCUCCAACCCAGUCCGUGCGCACCAUCAGCCGAGCUAGCCUAUCAGCUCGCAGUUUCUCCUCCGACGGGGAGGCAGCGUCUCUCACCUGUCCGGAACAGCUCUCUGUUUCUAAGCAGAUCGCCGCGGGAAUGGCCUAUCUGUCAGAGCGCAAGUUUGUCCACCGGGACCUUGCAACACGCAACUGCCUGGUUGGAGAAGAAAUGAUUGUGAAGAUUGCAGACUUUGGCCUCUCCAGAAACAUCUAUUCAGCUGAUUACUACAAAGCCAACGAGAAUGAUGCAAUCCCCAUCCGCUGGAUGCCCCCGGAGUCGAUUUUCUACAAUCGCUACACAACCGAAUCAGAUGUAUGGGCCUACGGUGUGGUGUUAUGGGAGAUUUUCUCCCACGGGAUGCAGCCAUAUUACGGAAUGGGUCACGAGGAGGUUAUUUACUACGUGAGGGAUGGUCACAUCCUUUCCUGUCCUGAGGACUGUCCCCUGGAGCUGUAUAAUCUGAUGCGUCUUUGCUGGAGCACACACCCAUCAGACAGGCCGAGCUUUAGCAGCAUACAUCGGAUACUGGAGCGAAUGCAUCUAAACAGCCUGAGUGCAAAUGCAGAGCCUGAAGCUGACUCAUAAUUUUUAUUUAAGUGAUUCUUGCAUGAGGGAAAGCAUCAAGGAAACUGGGAUUGUAGUUAUAAUUUGUCACUGAGAACAAGGAUAAAUGUAACACUUGAUAAUGUUGACUUUGCUAGCCCUAUUUUUUCUUCUGUGGGUAUCAUAUGUUUAACCCCUAUCCUGUUUUAAUGACAAACUAUGUUUUAUUCAUUCUAUUUUGCUUGAUUUUUCUUCAAGUCAAGCAAUUUUGGAGCCUGAAAUCAUAGAUGUACCAGCCUUAUAUAGGCAAAUCUCAAAGAUAGGAUAAAUAUUAAAAUAAGAAAAUGCCUUUCUGCUUGAUCCACCUGAUUUGAAUUAAUUGCAUAUUAGCAGACAGUUGCACAACUGGGUGUAAAGCUUAAGAGAUGGAUCAUGUUUUUUUUUUUUUUUAAGUAGUGGUGGAACAUAUAAACCCCCAGGACUGGAGUUAUUUCUGAGAUGGAGCGCAGAUACAGAUACUUAACUGAGUUGAAAAUAUCGCAGGAUGACAUCACAGGAUGUCCACACCCAUAUACAUUUGUGUGUUACAAAGCAGAUCAAAGACCAAUCUGAUUGGGAGACAAUGCAGCAGCAUCUGCUUGCACUUUUCUGAUGACAAAACACAAAACUAUCAUUCCUCCCAGUGACAAUUUACAGGAUAAACUGAGCUACUCCACAGUGGUUUCAUGAAGAUAUCUAGAUAUAAAAAUAAGCAAGUCUUCUGAACUGCUUUUCAAAAGAAAAUGAUGAACUUGAAUACUACAUCCAAUGCUCUGAUCAAACAUUGUCAAAUUGUGUCUAGCUUUAUAAUUUGUUUCUUUUCCCAGACAUACUACUGCUACAGUCUGUAAUAAACUGACAUUUGCUCCUGUUGACAAGGCUUUCUAAAGUUAGCAUGUUAGCCAACCCUUCCUUUCUGAUGUGACUGAUAUUUUUCAGCUUGUAACUUAUUUCUACAUGCGUAAAAUCUAUUUUUUAAGAAAAGUCUUUCUCUUGAUUCUAAAACUUGGUGCCUUGAUCAUUAGAAACUUGAAUGACUAAUGUUUCAGCUGCUCUCUUCUACACCAAGAGCUAUCUGAGAAUAUCUGAGCACUGUGCAGAGUAGGUCACAUAGAGGGAUUCACACCAGUCACUACUGUGGAUCCCACACUGGGGAUGUGACUCACAGACCCCCAUGUAUUACACAAGCAGCAUCCGUCUACUCUCAUUUCAUCAAGUACUCCACAGAUCAUUUGAAAAAGCAUUAAUAGAAUCAACAAUCAAAUACUUUAUUAUUUUAUUCAUAUUUAAGCUACAGUAAUUAUUCUCAAUUUAGUUAGUAUAUUUCCAAUAACUAUUUUAAAAAGGCUAGGAGGUUAUCUGCAUGGGAUGAAAAAAAGUCAAGCUCUGAAUGCAGCUGAAUUAACCUUUUUUGUUAGUUUUUUUUACAGCGUUUGGGAAAUGUAUGUUUGUGGUUUUUUAAUAGUUCUUAUAUAAUACCAUGUCCUUAGUUGUAUUCCCUUGUCAUGUACUAUAAAGACUUGAAUCACAAAAGUAUGGACAUUUUUAGUAAUUUCAACAAGAGUUGUUUAAAUCUUGUUUUUUAUUAGUUUGGUUUUUAACAGUUUUUUUUUUUCUCUACUCUGAAUUUUGAAGCAUAAAACAGAUCAAUGUCAUUUAAUGGACAAAGGGCAGUAGCUUGAGAACAUAAUGCUACCUUUUUAAAGAACAUUGCUAUGAAAGAAACAGUUUAUUCCACAGUGGCACACAAUCACUUUUAAUUGACACUGAUCGUCAAAGUAUAUACAUUUUUAUUCCAGUUUGAGGCAUUUUUACGAGGUUGUUUGUUUUCAUUGUUGGUUUUUGAUGGUCUUUCAAGUUUGCAGGGAAAACAAAAUUCAGUAAGUUUUGUUCAUAAAAUGUCUCAAUACUUGUUUAAUGGUUGUUCUGCAAAACCACUUGGCAAGAUCCAUUAAUUUAGGUUCCUUAAAAAUGAGUUGACUAAGAAUAAGCCAACAUUUGUCUGAAGGGGGCAACUGAAUUUGCUUUUAUGGAGGUUGAAUGUUUUUCUGUUUCUUAAGAAAAAGUUUAGUUCAUAUCGAACUGACAAGACUUUGCAUGUGACAUUUUAAAAAAAAAUUUCUUACAUACAUUGUGGAAAAAUUGAAUAAAUUAGAGAUUCACAUAAUUUAAAAGAAAUUAUUCAAAAUUUUCAGUUCCAAAUGCAUCCAGUAAAACAGACACGCUUAAUUUCUUUUUAUUUGUGGUGUUCUGUUUUUAUUUGUUGCACUUCGUAAACUGUUUUAAGUUCGUUAUUUAUUUUUGUAUGUUUUGAUUUCUAUGAAAUAAUAUACAGUACAUAUGUGUAUGUCUGUAUUGCCUAUGAAUAAACAAAUAUUCCAUGUAUCAUUUAGUAAAGGGGUUACCAACACAGUCCCUGCGGGCCCCCAGUCGCCCGCGGAGCAAGUUCAAAAAAUAGCCAUUGUCAUUAGGGAGCAAUGCCAAAGAAAUUAUUUAAUUGAGUGUUUUUACAUUGAAGUAAUAGCAUUUGUUUAUAUUUAGAGUUUUAAAAAAAGGAAAUGAUAAAAAACGUUUAAAAUAAAUUGCUUUAUGUAUAAAGCUCUUUCCUACGGUUAAAGUUCAGAACUAUGCUCAGACGCCUGCAGGAUAUUAUCGGAGGGCAGCAGUGCCUGCAGCUGUACAGCUGCACAUACUCUGUGUACCUUGAGAUCUUCCUUUAA